Molecule: messenger RNA, 2103 nt
Organism: Closterium sp. NIES-67
Lineage: Eukaryota; Viridiplantae; Streptophyta; Zygnematophyceae; Desmidiales; Closteriaceae
Source: the annotation of a GenBank genome assembly
AGGCGGCGGAGGGAUCGGCGGGAUGCGCCAGAAGCGCGUUCGGCGGCAGAUCCUAACGGGCGUGACCGGCGAGGCGCGGUCGGGGGAGGUGACCGCGAUCAUGGGCGCAAGCGGCGGCGGAAAGACGACGCUGCUAAACAUCCUGGCGCAGCGGAUCUCGUCGGGGCGGCGGAAGGGGACGGUGGAGCUGGACGCGGGGGAAGGCGCGGUCGCAGUGAGCGGGGGGAUGAUGCGGCGCGUUUCCGCGUACGUGAUGCAGGACGAUAUUCUCUAUACGUCGCUCACGGUGCGCGAAACGCUCAUGUACGCCGCGGAGCUUCGCCUGGGACCACAGCUUUCGUGGAGGGCGAAGGAGGAUAAGGUCGCGCGGCUGAUCGAUCUGCUUGGGCUCGCGAAAGUGGCGGAGACGCUGAUUGGCGGCGAAAGGAAGAGAGGCGUUUCUGGCGGUGAGCGAAAGCGAGUGGCGAUAGGGGUGGAGAUGGUGAGCGACCCCAAGAUCCUGUAUCUCGACGAGCCUACCUCGGGGCUGGAUUCCACAAACGCGUUUCGUGUUGUACGCGCUAUUAAGUCCGUCGCGGUUCAGACUGAGAGCAUCUCCGUAAUGGUGAUUCACCAGCCAUCAUAUCGAGUCCUUUGCCUCAUCGACAAGCUUCUUCUGCUGGGCGUGGGCCAGACGGCAUACUUGGGCCCACCUGCCGGCCUUCCGGAUUUCCUCUCGUCUCUCGGCAGCCCGGUGCCAGAGGGAUCCAACAGCACAGAGCAUGGCUUGGACGUCAUGGCAGUGCUACAGGCCCAGGGUGUUGCAGACAUCCAAGCCUACGUCCAAGCCUGCAAAGCCGGUGCAGCCAACCCUGUACUGGCGGCUCGGAAGGCGCUGGAGGUUAAGAGCGAUGCAGUUACCCCAAAGUCUUCCAUGGGGAAGCUGGUUUGGAGGCAACCCAGCAAAGGGCAGCCGGACGACGAGCCGCAGAAGACAGUGAGGAAGGAGAAAGACCGCCCAGAGUUUGCUAACGGAUGGUUCUGGGAGCUGUGGUUGCUGACGAAGAGAGCUACAGUGAACGUCAUGCGCACACCUGCACAGUACCUUCUGAGGCUGGUGCUCAUCCUUGUAACGGGGCUGCUUCUAGCGAUCCUCUUCUGGAGACCAAAGGAAACUGUACCUACCGUUACAGUUCGGCAUUACUUCUCACGGCUGUUUACUUCUCACGGCCGUUUACUUCUCGUGGCGUUACUUCUCACGGCCGUUUCCUGGUGGAGCAUCAGCCUGGCGGGCGGCACGGAGGGGUUUCUGUUCAUGGUGGUGGCGUAUUUUGUCAUGUUCUUUGUCGCCAAGGGCAUGGCGACAUGCAUCAGCGUCUGUGUCAAGGAUAUUGUCCUCGGAUAUGCACUUGCCAUCUCCAUUAUGUCCUACUGCUUCCUCGUUAGCGGCUUCUAUGUCACAAGGACACAAAUACCCAGUGUGCUCAUUUGGUUACACUACUUAUCGCCCUUCAAAUACGCUUAUGAAGCUCUCGCGAUCAACCAAUUCGCAAGGCUCGAGCCGUGGUACCUGAACGUCAAGGACAUCACGGCGUACCUUCCCAGCACCAUCCCCAGCUUGCCGGAUUCAGGGAGAUUGCCACGAAUCGUAACCGCCCAUUCCUUCAACACCACUCAGCUGCUGAUGUGGCGGUCGGUUGACCAGCUGGGGAAGUGGGAGUGCUUGGCUGUGCUGCUGGUGUUUGGGCUUGCUGUGUAUCUGCUCACGUAUGUGAUGCUGGUGAGGCUUCAGAGGUCCAAGCACAAGUGAGGGGGAUCAGGAGGCAUCGGGGUGAAAGAAUUAAGUGUGCUGCUGGCCAGGCUUCAGAGGUCCAAUCACAAGUGUGGAGGAUCAGGAGGCAAGGGGUUUGAACGAAUAAGGUAGAGAUCAGCAGAAAUAAUAGAGGGGUGUUCAUGCUCGCUGCUGGUGAGGUGUAAAAAAGUGCAGAAAAGGUGGCGGGAUUGAGGGGAUGGGGUGAGGGGAUGGGGUGCUUUGAAAAAAUUGGGAUAAAAUUGAGAUACGUACGAUAGCUUCUCGCUUUUGGGCUGCUUUGAUGGGCUUGCAAGCGUUUUGGCUUGUUGCAU